AGAGAGAGAGAGAGAGAGCGCUAAGUGAAAGAACAGAAAGGGAGAUGACAGUUUUGAACACCAAUAGCUUGCUUUUGGCUGUCUUUGCCAUCCUUGGGAUUCUGAUGUCCAAUAACAACGGCAACAUGGUUGCUGUCCAAGCUUGCAUAGGUGAUCUGCAGGCGUUGAGAACUUACUGUGCUAAUUUCCUUGAAAAGAAUAUGGCAAAGUCGAACCCGUCUCCAAUGUGCUGCAGUGUUUUCAUGACUUUGAACGUUAUAUGCACGUGCAACCAUAUCACCAAGGAAGUCGAGCAGGUGAUUGACAUGGAGAAAUUUUUCUAUGCAGCAAAGUACUGUGGCAUGCCACUCCUCGCGGGGACCCAGUGUGGAAGUUUCUCAGUUCCCCCAUGAAGCUGGAUGAUCAUGAAGACCAUCAUGUAGUGUCUGCAAAUCAUCUAUAACUUAACUUAUGUGUUGUUAUGCAAGCUGCAUGCAGAAGUAGAUCAAUAAACAUCCAUCCAGUUCUAUGCAUGGAAUUUGAAUUUUGCUA
Juglans regia (Persian walnut) is the source of this 531-nucleotide messenger RNA. RefSeq lists its product as uncharacterized. The record is from RefSeq and is a predicted model, not a curated record. NCBI's taxonomy places the organism in Eukaryota, Viridiplantae, Streptophyta, Magnoliopsida, Fagales, Juglandaceae. Bases 45 to 392 code for a protein of 115 amino acids. The transcript has 2 exons.